AUGGCAAGUCAUUUCCCUUGUCCCUGUUUUUUCCCACCCACCCACCAUUUCUCCGUCUCCCUUUUCGUGCAGGUGGUACCUGCCUCAAUUGUCACCUCCCUCCUCGAGGCCUGCAGGGGAGGUGCUUUUGAAGCUGUUCAGUCUGUUGUCACUGCCGCUGUUGCUGAUGGGUACCCUGCUGCGCAAAUACUCUCCCAGUCUGCCAUCACUACCACAGUUUCUGGCGGCUACCCUGCUGCGCAAAGCUCUCCCCAGGUAACACAGCAUAGGGUUACCACCAUCAUCUUCUCCAAAGUUCAGCCUGCUGUCACUGCUUCUGUUACUGACGGCUAA
Closterium sp. Yama58-4 is the source of this 333-nucleotide messenger RNA. The record is from the annotation of a GenBank genome assembly. NCBI's taxonomy places the organism in Eukaryota, Viridiplantae, Streptophyta, Zygnematophyceae, Desmidiales, Closteriaceae.